AUGGGAAAGCUCGUCCGACUGGAGCUUUUCAAUUUCAAGUCCUACAAGGGCCACCAUGUCUUGCUUUUCGGUGAUGCCUACUUUACGUCCAUCAUUGGACCCAAUGGAUCGGGGAAAUCGAAUUCAAUGGACGCCAUUUCUUUCGUGCUUGGUAUCAAGUCGUCGCAUCUUCGCUCAACCAACCUAAAAGAUCUCGUGUAUCGUGGUCGUGUCCUCAGAACAUCCAAAAUCAAUGGCGACGGGUCUGCUACGAAUGAAGUCCAAGAAAAUGGCGAUGACGACGAGGAGGAUGGACAGGACGUAGAAAAUUCUCAAGGCGAUCGCGGUGACCCGCGCUCAGCAUGGGUCAUGGCUGUAUACGAAGACGAUGCCGGUGAAGAGCAACAUUGGAAACGGUCGAUCACAAGCUCUGGUGUCAGUGAAUACCGCAUCAAUAACAAGUCGGUCACCGCUCAGCAGUACAACGAAGCGUUGGAGACAGAAAACAUUCUGAUCAAAGCACGUAAUUUUCUUGUCUUCCAGGGAGAUGUCGAAGCAAUUGCUUCUCAGUCGCCCAAAGACCUCACGCGGUUGAUUGAACAAAUCUCGGGCAGUUUAGAAUACAAGGCCGAGUAUGAACGUCUCAAAGCGGAACAGGAAGAGGCUGGAGAGCAGCAAACUCAUCAACUAAAUCGUCGCCGAGCAAUCAACUCCGAAAUUAAACAAUACCAGGAACAAAAGAGAGAGGCAGAAAACUAUGCUCGGAAGGCUGAGGAACGUGAUCAAGCUAUAAUCACUCACAUCCUUUGGAAGCUUUUCCACUUCCAACGUCUAAUCGACGAGUCUAGCGCGGAAAUCCAGAAACACCAAGAUGAACUCAAAGAGUACCGCCGAGGUGUUGAGAAAUACGAAAGGAACCUUGAGGAGGCUAAAAAGGAGCAUGCCAAAGUCGGUAGAGAUGUGUCCAAUGCGGAGCGAAAUAUUACCAAGAAGGAGAAGGAUAUUGAGGAUGCCACAAACUCGCUGGUUCCUAUUGAGGAAAAGAUCGAGAUUACCACCGGCAAAGUACAGCGGUACACUUCGAGGAUUUCGGAUAUCACUAAAGAGCGCGAUUCUCAAGCCGCAAAUGCGAAGCGUCUCGAAAAAGACUUGAAAGUUGUGGAAAAAGCGCAAGCUCAAUGGGAAGCGGAAUGGGAGAAAACAAUGAGUAGAGCAGGUGGCCAACUCAGCGAAGCAGACCUCCAGGAAUAUAAUAAACUCAAAGAAGAGGUCAACAAACGCACUUCAGCUGAACAGCUGAAGCUGGACAACCUUCGACGACAAAGAAAAACCGACGCGGAAACGGUCAACAGUUUGAACAGCAAAUUUGAGAAUGCUCAGUGGCUGCUUCAAAGCUUAGAAGCAGAAACCAAGACCCUUAAGGAACGCAAGUCUGAUAUCAAUGACACUGUCAAGACUACAUCUCAAGAUAUUGACCGCAAGAAGAAGGAGCUGAAUGCGGUAGCAUCUGAACGACUUCGUGCUUCCCAAAUGCGUACGGAGCUGGAAGAAAAGCUUCAAGUGGUUUUGAAGAAGCUUCUUGAAGCCGAUGACGGCAGGAAGCAAAGCGAAAAGGAAAUCAGAAUGAAGGAAAUGAUUUCUACGCUAAAACGCAUCUUUCCUGGUGUCAAGGGCCGCGUCAGUGAUCUAUGUAAACCAAAGCAAAAGAAGUACGCCGAAGCUGUCAGCACCGUUCUUGGUCGUCAUUUCGAUGCGGUUGUUGUCGACAACGAAAAGACCGCCAAAGAAUGUAUCCAACAUCUCCGCGAUCAACGAGCUGGCCAAGCAACUUUCAUCCCACUGGAAACUAUUCAGGUGAAAGCUUUUAACUCGAACCUGAAAGGCAUGCAUCGGGGAAUGCGUCUUGCUAUUGAAACAGUCGAUUAUGAAAAUUCUGUUUCACGAGCUAUUAGCUACGCUUGUGGCAAUGCUAUCGUCUGCGAUGAUCUUGAUACCGCCAAGUAUUUGUGCUAUGAAAAAGGAGUCGACGCCAAGGCAGUUACCCUCGAUGGUACAGUGAUACACAAGGGCGGUCUCAUGACUGGUGGUCGUGGACCAGGACACCAAAGCUCAAAGCGAUGGGAUGAUUCUGAACUCGAGAGUCUUCAUAAACUAAAAGACAAGUUACUAGGUGACCUUGCUGCCUUACCCAAGGGACAUCGCCGAGGAACGGACGAAGAGACUUUGCAAGGUGAACUUGUUGGUCUUGAACAACGCCUCACUUAUGCUAGAGAAGAAUUGAAAGCUCUAGACCGUAAUUUGGAAAGCAAAGGCAGCGAGCUUCAGUUCGCCAAAAAGCAAUUAGCAGAGGUCCAGCCCAAGCUUCGCGAGAAACAAAAGGCGCUUACCCAUCUAGACAGCGCUAUCAAGAAGUCAGAAGAGUCAGUGGGUAGUGUCGAAGAUGAAAUCUACGGCGAUUUCUGUAGCCGUCAUAGAUAUGAAAGUAUCCGGGAUUACGAGGCUCAACAAGGAUCAUUGCAAGCUGAGGCUGCUCGCAAGAAGGUGGAGUUUACCACGCAAAAGAGCAGAAUUGAGAAUCAAUUAAGCUUCGAGAAACAACGUCUGCAGGCAACAGAUGAUCGUAUCGAAACGUUGAAGGCUCAGUUCAAGCGUGAUGAAGCCCUUAUUCAAGGACUGAAGGCUGAACAAGACAGUAUUCGCAAUCGCCUAGAUGAGCUUGGAGCCGAGCUAGAGAUUCUAAGAGAGCGCCUUGAUGAACAAACAGAUCUAUAUGCCGAAUCUCAAGAAAAACUGGCCGUCCAAAGACGAGAGCUCCAGAAACGAAACAAGAACGUAGAGGACACUCUCCGGACGGUCAGCACUUUGGAAGGAGAGAUUCAGCGCAACUCCUCUAAUCGAUACGGUCUUCUCCGUCGGUGCAAACUUGAGGGCAUCGAUGUUCCGCUAUCAGAUGACUCGGCGGCUUUGGACAAUUUGCCCAUUGAUGACCUCGUGCAAAAUGCCGACCCCGAUGCUAUGGACAUUGAUGAGGAUACUAAUGUGACUGGAUUGGAGACGCCUGCAGUGCAAGAUUACGGCAUUGAAGUUGAUUUUGAUUCUCUAGGAGAGACCUUGAAAGAGUCCUCCGAGGAGAAACUUGAAGAGGAACUGCAAGAACGUAUUCGCUCCCUCAAUAGUGAACUCGACAAAAUGGCACCUAACACUCGAGCCUUGGAGCGACUUGAAAGCGUCGAGAACAAGCUUCGCAGUACGGAGAAAGACUUUGAGGAUGCACGAAAACGGGCUAAGAAGGCCAAGGACGAUUUCGAGACGGUCAUGAGGAAGCGGUCGGAAUUGUUCAACAAGGCAUUCUCACACAUCUCCGAGCAAAUUGGCCCUAUUUACCGGGAACUCACCAGAAGCGCCAAUUACCCUCUUGGUGGUCAAGCAUAUCUUGACAUUGAAGAUUCCGAUGAACCAUAUCUGGACGGCAUCAAAUAUCACGCAAUGCCUCCGCUCAAGCGUUUCCGUGAUAUGGAACACUUGUCUGGUGGAGAGAAGACAAUGGCCGCCCUGGCCUUACUCUUUGCGGUCCACUCUUAUCAGCCAUCUCCCUUUUUCGUACUCGAUGAGGUCGAUGCUGCCUUGGAUAAUACCAAUGUUGCCCGUAUUGCAAACUAUAUUCGAGACCAUGCCGCGCCUGGCAUGCAGUUCAUCGUUAUCAGUUUGAAGACUGGUUUAUUCCAGUUAAGUGAGGCACUUGUCGGUAUUUACCGCGACCAAACAGAGAAUAGCAGUAAUUCUCUGACCCUAGAUCUGCGCAAAUACCAAUAA
This is a messenger RNA of Talaromyces proteolyticus, 3792 nucleotides long. Its product is annotated as putative cohesin complex subunit. The coding region runs from base 1 to 3792 and encodes 1263 amino acids. The record is from RefSeq and is a predicted model, not a curated record. Gene Ontology annotation, molecular function: DNA binding; ATP hydrolysis activity; protein binding. The transcript has 6 exons. Gene Ontology annotation, cellular component: chromosome; nucleus; cohesin complex. Lineage: Eukaryota; Fungi; Ascomycota; Eurotiomycetes; Eurotiales; Trichocomaceae. Gene Ontology annotation, biological process: sister chromatid cohesion.